Centropristis striata (black sea bass) is the source of this 882-nucleotide messenger RNA. RefSeq lists its product as uncharacterized. Gene Ontology annotation, biological process: DNA integration. NCBI's taxonomy places the organism in Eukaryota, Metazoa, Chordata, Actinopteri, Perciformes, Serranidae. Gene Ontology annotation, molecular function: nucleic acid binding. The coding region runs from base 1 to 882 and encodes 293 amino acids. The transcript is spliced from 2 exons. The record is from RefSeq and is a predicted model, not a curated record.
AUGGACACACUGUUGCAGGGGAUUCCGCAUGUUGCGGUGUACCUGGAUGAUACUUUGAUCACAGGGGCCACAGAGGCGGAACAUCUGGCUAACCUGGAGCAGGUGUUGAGGAGGCUCUCAGAAGCAGGGCUGCGCAGCAAAUGUGUGUUCCUGGCAUCAAUAAAUGAUUAUGGGAAACCAGGCCGUACACAGAUUGUUGAAGAAUUACAUGAGACGCAUCCAGGUGUAUCGCGGAUGAAGAGCCUGGCAAGAUCCUAUGUCUGGUGGCCGAGACUGGAUCAGGAUCUAGAGAACAAGGUGAAAACAUGCACGCAGUGUCAGACCAAUCAGAACAUGCCUCCACCUGCUCCUUUGCACCCAUGGGAGUGGCCUGACCGCCCUUGGUCUAGGUUACAUUUUGACUUUGCUGGGCCGUUCAAGGGGCAAAUGUUUCUCAUAAUGGUGGAUGCACAUUCUAAAUGUAUUGAGGCCCACAUCAUGAGCAAUAUCACAUUUCCCACAACCAUCGACAAGCUCAGGCAGGUGUUUGCUGUCCACGGAUUGCCAGACCCACUGGUCACUGAUAAUGGCCCGACGUUCACCAGUGAGCUGUUCAGUGAAUUCAUGCACCAGAAUGGCAUACAGCACACUCGGACAGCUCCUUUUCACCCAGCCACGAAUGGCUUGGCUGAGAGGGCUGUGCAGACCGCGAAGGAGGGUUUGAAGAGGAUGGCAGGAGAUUCUCUCAGCACUCAGCUUUCACGGUUUCUGUUCAAAUAUCGACUCACACCACAGACCACAACUGGACACACGCCAGUGGAGCUGCUGAUGGGGCAUAGGCCUAAGGCAAGACUGGACCUGCUGCGUCCAGACGUGAAAGUGGUGGAGAAGCAGGAAAAAUAG